CAUGACUGCUGUCUUUCUGAUGUCCAUGCUUUUUGGCCUUGCAUGUGGGCAAGCGAUGUCUUUUUGUAUUCCAACUGAGUAUACAAUGCACAUCGAAAGGAGAGAGUGUGCUUAUUGCCUAACCAUCAACACCACCAUCUGUGCUGGAUAUUGUAUGACACGGGAUAUCAAUGGCAAACUGUUUCUUCCCAAAUAUGCUCUGUCCCAGGAUGUUUGCACAUAUAGAGACUUCAUCUACAGGACUGUAGAAAUACCAGGAUGCCCACUCCAUGUUGCUCCCUAUUUUUCCUAUCCUGUUGCUUUAAGCUGUAAGUGUGGCAAGUGCAAUACUGACUAUAGUGACUGCAUACAUGAGGCCAUCAAGACAAACUACUGUACCAAACCUCAGAAGUCUUAUCUGGUAGGAUUUUCUGUCUAAUAGUGAUAUAAUUUGCAAUUUGGUUAAACGUGCUUGCCUGAAAUAAAGCUAAUAAAAAUACUGUGUUUCACAAUAUCUUCUG
This is a messenger RNA of Pongo pygmaeus (Bornean orangutan), 500 nucleotides long. It is a transcript of the gene TSHB, whose product is annotated as thyroid stimulating hormone subunit beta. Gene Ontology annotation, biological process: G protein-coupled receptor signaling pathway. The record is from RefSeq and is a predicted model, not a curated record. Gene Ontology annotation, molecular function: hormone activity. The transcript has 2 exons. Gene Ontology annotation, cellular component: extracellular region; cytoplasm. NCBI's taxonomy places the organism in Eukaryota, Metazoa, Chordata, Mammalia, Primates, Hominidae. The coding region runs from base 2 to 418 and encodes 138 amino acids.